AUGUGGGAUAAAACCCCUAUCACCUUGAAAGCAACAGCUGGUCUCCGUUUACUGCCUGGUGAUCUAGCUGACGAUAUUCUAGAUGCAGUUGAGGAGGUUAUUGCUAAUAGCGGUUUCUUCGUUGUACCUGAUGCGGUCAGCAUUAUGAGUGGAUCAGAUGAAGGGAUGUACAGCUGGUUUACAUUGAAUCUUCUUCUAAAUAAGCUCUACUCGGAUGAUGCUAUUCAUCCAUAUCACCCCGAGGCAUCUCGAAGUGUUGCUGCUUUCGAUUUGGGAGGUGGUUCAACUCAACUCACUUUUUGGCCUGAAGACAGGCAUAUGUUCGAUUUGUACCCGGAUUACGAGAGGGACAUAAAUUUCUUUGGAUAUCGCAUGCGUUUAUUCACGCACAGCUUUCUCGGUAACGGUCUGGUUGCUGCACGUCUAAAUGUGCUGCUUCAAGAAUCCGGGGAUGAGCACGACAUCAAAAUCGCAGCUCGACUCACCCUGUAUGCCUGCUGGCUUCGAGCUUCCGAACUGGGAGUAUGCUCUCAAAAAGUGGAAGAUCAGUUUCUUUAUGGUGAAAUUCGAUGGAACAACAAAUUUCAGAGUAGUAAAAGGGAUCAUCCAGUUUACUCAUUCACAUCCUGUUAUACCGCCACACGUAAUUUUGUUGAACGAAGCGGUAUUAUGAAGCUAACAGCGCUACGUGGGAAGUUAAUCUACUUGUUCUCAUAUUUUUUCGACCGUGGCCUGAAUGCUGGUCUUGUCAAAGAAAACCAAGGAGGUAAAAUCAAAUUGGAAGAUUUCAAAAGGGCUGCGCAGAAAGCUUGCUUACGAGGACCGGAAGAGUUGAAAGGUUUUCACUGGAUGCCAUGGCAGUGUCACGAUUUAACCUACAUUUAUAGUCUUCUUCAUGAUGGGUAUGGAUUUGAAGACGCACAGCCACUGUUUGUGAGUCAUUAG
This is a messenger RNA of Cooperia oncophora, 945 nucleotides long. The record is from the annotation of a GenBank genome assembly. NCBI's taxonomy places the organism in Eukaryota, Metazoa, Nematoda, Chromadorea, Rhabditida, Trichostrongylidae.